This is a messenger RNA of Homalodisca vitripennis (glassy-winged sharpshooter), 1973 nucleotides long. RefSeq names its product piggyBac transposable element-derived protein 1-like. Bases 33 to 1883 code for a protein of 616 amino acids. The transcript has 2 exons. The record is from RefSeq and is a predicted model, not a curated record. Lineage: Eukaryota; Metazoa; Arthropoda; Insecta; Hemiptera; Cicadellidae.
UGUUAUGCAGUUUAGCAUUGGAAAACUUCAAGAUGUCUAAGAUUCAAGAUCAUCUUAUUCUUAGUUGGAUUGAAGAGGAUGAAGAGACUUUUCCUAAUCUUGGUAGUGAUAGUGAACAAGAUGCUCCUUCAGAGCAUUCACUCCACGAUUCGAACACUGAACAGUCUGGUGAAAGUGACGGGGAUCUAGAGGAUGCAAAUGUAAGCUUUACAAAUCUGGAUGCUCCAUCAACGUCUGCUAUGGACAUAGCGGUGCACGAACCUGUAGCUCAGCCAGUAAGGGAGCCUGGACCUAUCCAAGUGCAGAGUAGGAGACAACAUCCCGGUCCAGUGUAUGUAGGUAAGGAUACUUUCACAAAAUGGUACAUUCAUAAAUCUGAUGCUAGAAGAACGAAAACUUCUCAACAGAAUAUUAUAAAAAAAUUGCCAGGUGUAAAAGGCGCUGCUAAGAACAGUAGAACUAUCUUUGAUUCAUGGAAACUUUUCUUCCCAGAUCAAAUGAUUCAGAACAUUGUCAACUUUACCAAUGACGAGUUGGAUGAUAUCUCCUCAAACUAUGCUCGUGACAAACAAGAUUGUCCUAAUACUAAUGUUGAUGAAUUGCUAUCAUUUUUUGGGGUUCUUUAUAUGUUAGGAGUAAAAAAAGGAAACCACCUAAACACUAGUGAAAUGUGGGUCAAUGAUGGAACUGCCCCUGACUUUUUCAAAGCAGUCAUGUCUCAAAAAAGAUUCCAUCAGCUUGUAAGAGCAAUCAGAUUUGAUGACAAUAGAACCAGGGAGGAACGUAAAAAAAUUGACAACUUGGCUGCAUUUAGGGAUGUAUUCGAAACUUUUGUCAGUUUGUGUAAGGAACACUACACUCCAGGAGAGUACGUUACUAUUGAUGAGAUGCUGGAGGUAUUUCGGGGAAGAUGUAAGUUCAGACAAUACCUGAGCAAUAAACCAGACAAGUAUGGUAUAAAAAUGUAUGCAAUGUCGGACGCUCGAACAUUCUAUGUGUUGAACAUGGAAAUUUAUCCGGGCAAACAGCCCCCGGGCCCUUAUGCGUAUGACAACUCAGCAAGUAGCGUGGUUUUGAGACUAAUGGAACCUAUCGACAGAACAGGAAGGAACAUUACGAUGGAUAAUUACUAUACCUCUGUUCCCCUUGCCAAUGAGUUGUUCAUGCAUCAUAGAACCACUAUAGUAGGGACUAUAAAAAAAAAUAAGCGAGAGAUCCCAGAUUCAUUUAAAGAUGUCAACGGUAGACCAGUAGGCAGCAGCAUGUUUGCUUUUGGCUGUGACCCGAAUAGAGCCACAUUAGUCUCUUAUGUCCCGAAAAAAGGGAAAAAUGUUUUGAUGUUGUCGACAUUUCAUGAUGAUGACUCUAUUGAUCCCGAUUCUGAGGCUAACAAACCAGAGGUCAUUACUUUUUAUAACAUGACCAAAGGUGGGAUCGAUGUUGUAGACAGAAAGAAAAAGGACUACUCUGUAAAACGUAUUAGUAACAGGUGGCCUUUGACGAUUUUUUGUGGACUCCUGAAUCUGGCAACUAUAAAUGGUCAGAUUAUCUACAACCUGAAUACAAAAGACACCAUGCAGAGGAGGACUUUCAUAACGAGCCUUGCGAGGGACCUAGUAAAGCCGCAUAUUCUACAUAGAGCUUCUAUUCAGACCCUCUCACUCCCGUUGAGGACCAGCAUCAGGGCUGUCGCCGGUGUAGAACUUCCUGAGCCAAACCCCCCACCAGUUGUCGAGGGACGAAAACCAAGGUGUCACUACUGCCCUGUCAGGAAAAACAGGUUUACUCCAUACAAAUGCUCAGCUUGUGAAAGAUCCGUAUGCAAGGAGCACACUGCCAAAACAAGCUAUUGGUGCCACAACUGUGCAGCAGAAGGGAACUAGAUCUAAGUUUUUGUUUCUUGUAUUAGUUUCCACUUCACAUGCAUUAUUUUUACAUUAUCAAUUUAAUUUAGAAUGUCUUAAGCAAUAAAA